UAUCGGUCUUUAGAUGUAUAUGACCACAGUGGUGGCGGUCCCUCCGGAGCUUCCUGUCCUCUUUAUUAUUGUUGUUGUUGUUGUUGUUAUAAUAAUCAGUCUCUACAUAUAUGACCACACUGGUGGCGGUCCUCUUUAUUAUUGUUGUUGUUGUUAUAAUAAUCAGUCUCUACAUAUAUGACCACACUGGUGGCGGUCCUCUUUAUUAUUGUUGUUGUUGUUAUAAUAAUCAGUCUCUACAUAUAUGACCACACUGGUGGCGGUCCCUCCGGAGCUUCCUGUCCUCCGGCUCUCUCUGCUGCCAUCUUGCCGUCGCCGCUGGACUCUGCUCGGCUGCAGCUCCAGCCUCCAGUCGGGACGGAGCUCCGCGGAGUGAAGCAGCACAACCGGCAGCUCUCUUUUCGGCUCCUUCGCGCAGUGUUUUCUUUCUUUUUUCUUUCCGGCGUCGCGGGGCGGAAGCUGGAAGCUCCGGAGCUGCUCUUUCCCCCCUCACAGCGUCACGUCUCCGGCGAAGAGCUCCGAGCAAGGACCGGAGGAUGAACCCGCCGUGUGCCCGCUGUGGGAAGAUCGUCUACCCGACGGAGAAAGUCAGCUGCCUGGACAAGAACUGGCACAAAGGAUGCUUCCACUGCGAGGUUUGCAAGAUGACCCUGAACAUGAAGAACUACAAAGGCUACGACAAGAAGCCCUACUGCAACGCACAUUACCCGAAGACGUCGUUCACCAUCGUGGCCGACACUCCUGAGAACCUGAGACUGAGGCAGCAGAGCGAGCUGCAGAGCCAGGUGAAGUACAAGAAGGACUUUGAGGAGAGCAAAGGUCGAGGGUUCAGCAUCGUCUCCGACACUCCGGAGAUGCAAAGACUCAGAAAGACUCAGGAGCAGAUCAGCAACGUACGUAGACCAGGACAUGUGACGUGAAGUAUGAAAGUGAUGUAUGUGAGGGUGCACUUUGGUCAGCGAGCACACACACAAACAAACACACAAACACAAACAAACGCACACAAACACACCAUAUGUCUGCUUCAUGGAGCCUCCAGCGUUGAUGACCACGGCGCUUUGAAGAGGAGCAGCUUCUCCAUCCAUGAGUGUAAGUGACCAACACUUUUUAUUUAUUUGAGGCAAAGCAGGUAAUCUGAUUACAAAGGAUGCUCAUUUUAGAAGGAAAACAGAGAGAAGAAAUGUUUUUCUCAUUUCACUGAGCAAUAAAACCUGACAAGUCUCUAGACAAGUAAAUAAUGAAAAAGAUGGAGGUCAAGAUCCCCUUAACCCUCCUGUUGUUUUCAUUUACGGGCACCAAAAAUAUUGUUUCCUUGUCUAAAAAAAUCCAAAAAUUCAGCAAAAAAAAAUCCACAAAUUUCUGAAAAUUUGCAAAAUCUUCAGGAAGAAAAUUCCAAUAAUUCCUUAAAACUUUCAUUUUUUAAAAAAAUCCCCCAAAU
Messenger RNA from Acanthochromis polyacanthus (spiny chromis), 1438 nucleotides. Its product is annotated as LIM zinc-binding domain-containing Nebulette-like. Bases 537 to 920 code for a protein of 127 amino acids. Gene Ontology annotation, cellular component: focal adhesion. Gene Ontology annotation, molecular function: actin filament binding. Lineage: Eukaryota; Metazoa; Chordata; Actinopteri; Pomacentridae. The record is from RefSeq and is a predicted model, not a curated record. The transcript has 4 exons.